GUUUAGGGGGGGGGUGAGGGGAGCUGGCCAGCCUGUGUGUUUAUUUCAGCUCCUGCUUGUAUUUAUGCAGAAACGGGGGGAGGGAGGGCAAAGAAAGAAAGAAGACCAAAGGCAUUAAAAAAAAGGAAAGAGGGAGGGGAUUCCAAGACAGAAAAUAACUGAUUUGUUUUCCUCCUCCUAUCCCAGGCUGCUAUCCCUGCUCUCACACACCCUGCACUGUGCUGCAUGUCCCACUCUGUAUUGUAUUGGGCUGCAACAUUGGGGGGACCUGCUUUGUGCUGCUUCUAGGCCCCUCUCUCUCUCCUGCUGCUGCUACUGCUGCUCCUAUUGCUCCUGCUGCAUGGGGGGAGGGGGAGGCAGAGCAGAGUGGGGACAGCACUGCAGCAAGCCAGGCAGGGGGCUCUGGGAAAGCCUGGGGAUUUAACAGGCCUCUUACACUCAACCAGAGGGAGACUGAGAAAGGAGAAGCAGGACACAAUUCAUGGAUCUGCACUGAAAAAGGGGGACAAAAUAUCAAGAGGAACCCAGCCUGGAAGAGUCUCGUUCUCUAGCACCUGGGGCGCUCACUUUCUUUUUUUGCACAAAACACCAAAAUAGAGGAUUUUGGUUUUACUCUCCUCCUUAACCAUUUCUUUUCCUUUUUUUUUAAGAUGCAUUUUCUUUUAGACCCUUUAUUUAAUGUAUAGCUGGAGAAUCCCUACUCAGGAUUAUUUUCUUUUACCGAACAAGGAUAUCGAGAAAGAAAGGGGAUAAAAAAAUAAAAAAAUGCCCGUUGGAAGAUUGGGGAGGAUCAAGAGAAAAACCCCUUAGGAUUUUAUAUUUUAUUUUGCUGGAACCAGGAUUUAUCCAGCCUUGUUGUUGUAAGAACAAGGAAUAAGAAACUGCUGUUUUUUUGUUUUCUUUUAGUAAUUAUUGGGGGAAAAAAAGCCAGUUUGUUAGGCUGAAGGAGGUGUUAGAGACCAUGAGAGUUGUGCGGUGCAACCAGGGGCUGUGCGUCCCUUUAACAUUUAAAAUGGGCAUUUCAGUGCUUUGAAAUCCUAUCUAUUCUCCUUGCUUCCCUCCUCCUAUAGCCUACUUUUUUUUUUUUUACUUAAUUUGCCCCCGAGUAAAACCUCUGGAAUUUACGGAAUAUCCUUCUGCAACCAUGAGCAUCAGUUCCGCACAGACAUCAAUAGACCGAUCCGCUUCUAAACGCCAUCCUCAUUUGCCAAGGUUGAGUAACCUGUCAUCGGCUAGUGACGGAGCGGCUGAACGAAGGUCUCCUGGACACCAGCGUCAGCCUUGUGAGAGUAACGAGUCUACAGGCUUGGUCCAGCGCUGUGUCAUCGUUCAAAGGGACCAAAAUGGAUUUGGUUUCACGGUCAGCGGGGAUCGGAUUGUUCUGGUUCAGUCCGUACGUCAAGGUGGGGCGGCAAUGCGAGCUGGGGUGCAGGAGGGAGACCGUAUUGUGAAGGUCAACGGCACGCUGGUGGCUAACAGCUCACACAUUGAAGUGGUCAAGCUGAUUAAAUCCGGCGCUUACGUUGCACUCACUCUCCUGGGUUCUCCGCCUCCAUCCAUGGGCAUGUCUGGGUAUCAGCAAGACCUGAGCUCCUCCGUGUCCCCGCGUAACAUAUUCCUGUCACCAAUGCCGCCUCCUCCGCCUCCACCUUUGCCGCAGUCACAUCACAUCACAGGACCUAAACCGCUACAGGACCCCGAUUUCCAAAAGCAUGCCACGGAAAUUCUUUGGAACAUGUUAAAGCAGGAGGAAGCGGAUUUACAGAAUCUGUGUGACGUGUAUAACAGAAGCCCUAACCCCAGCCUGCAGGAGCAGAUAGAGAGGGCAAGGAAGAGGGUGCAUCAGCUUCAGCACAAGAUAAGGCAAGAAAUCCCUAGUACAGGGGAUUUGUUGCGCUCAUACAGUGACUGCAGCUCUGCGGGGUAUAAAGUCAAAGAAGGUCGCCUGUCUGUUGAUUCUCAGGAUGCAGACAGUGGUCUGGAUUCUGGAACUGAACGGAUAUCAUCAUUGAGUGAGUAUUCCAUGAAUCGGAAUUCUGUCAUGUCAGACCUCGGAAUGGACAGCUCCCACACGUCCCCAAUCAUCUCAACGAAACUGUUUCACCAUCACCAUCGGCGGCACGGGUCAGACACCACUUUUAUCGGCACGUCUGAGCAGGUAUCCGAUCAUACGAGGCCUACAAUAAUUGGGCCAGAAGAGGACUGUGACCACGGAUAUUACAUGACAGAGCAGUCAGAUGGUCUCUUUCAAGACCUGGAAAAGUUAAAGACACGGCCAGCCCAUAUGGGGGUGUUUCUACGUUAUAUCUUCUCCCAGGCUGAUCCAAACCCACUGCUCUUCUACCUGAGUGCUGAGGCCUGUCAGCAUUUGAGUCCAGUAGACGCCUUCCCAUUGAGGAAAGAAGUCUGGAACAUCUUCCUUGACAAAAGUGCAUCACUAAGGGUUAAAAUCCCUGAACAGCUACUGAAUGAAAUUGAAUCCCGUUUGCGGAACUCGGAAGAUAUCCGUGGCUUGUUUAGUGAAGCCCAGGAGGCGAUGCUGCCAGAGAUACAGGAGCAGAUACAGGAUUACAGGACGAAAAGGACCAUGGGUUUAGGCAGCCUGUAUGGGGAGAACGACUUGUUCGAGCUUGAGAUUGACCCUCAAAGAGAACGUCAGGUUGCUGCUAAACAGAUUGCACAGCUGGAGGACAUCCUAUCGAAGUAUGAGAAAGAGAUCAGUUUGCCCAUGGCCUUUGCCUUGAGCAUGUAUGUGAAGUACGCUGGGAUCCACACUCAAGAUAUCCGUCCCGCCAGCACCUCCGAAAAAACCCAAAUCAUCCCCGACAGGGACAAGUGGCUCCCCUUCUUCCCUAAGAACAAGAAAAGCAGCAACGCUAAAAAGGAUAAAGAGUCGGCCGAGGACAAGAAGCGCAACCCCAUCCUUAAGUAUAUUAACAAGCCCAAGAGCACGUCUCAGAGCACAUUUCAUGUUCCCUUGUCCCCUGGUGAAGUAAAACCUGGGAACGUGAGGAACAUUAUCCAGCACUUUGAAAACAACCAACAGUAUGAUGUUCCGGAACAUAACCUGCAGCGGCUCUCAACCGGGAGCUUCCCUGGGGAUCUACUGGACUCUGAUGGCAGCAGGUCGGAGGUGAAACUGGGCCGGUCAGAAAGCUUAAAGGGACGGGAAGAGCUGAAAAAAUCCCGCAAAGUGGACAAUGUGCCUCGAUCUCGCAGUGAUGUGGAUAUGGACGCGGCCGCCGAGGCCACACGCUUGCACCAGUCGGCCUCAUCCUCUGCAUCCAGCCUAUCAGCAAGGUCCCUGGAUAAUCCUACCCCACCCUAUACUCCCAAGUUAUGUCGAAGGAGCAUCGAGUCGCCCAGUUUGGGGUUCACUGGAGAAUUGCUGCUCUCCAACCUGCAGGAGGACGACCUGGGCCACCUCUCCGACCUCGAUCCUGAGCCCGACGCUCAGAACUGGCAGCAUACGGUGGGACGGGAUGUGGCGCUGCACCUGCCACCAAAAGAGAGGGCGCGGCAAGAGGUGAUACACGAGCUGUUUGUAACAGAAGCCUCUCACCUCCGGGUCCUACGGGUGCUGGAUCUCAUUUUCUACCAGAGGAUGCGCAAGGAGAACCUGCUGACCCCAGAUGAGCUCUGGCUUGUCUUCCCCAAUCUCCCGGAACUGAUUGAGAUCCACAACUCGCUGGCAGAGUCAAUGAAGCGGAUGAGAGAGGAAGGACCGGUCAUCAAAGAGAUUGGCGACCUUAUGCUCUUGCGGUUUGAUGGAGCAUCAGGAGAAGAAGUCCGAAUGGAAGCAGCCAGGUUCUGCUCAUACCAGACAUCUGCCCUUGAGCUGAUCAAAGCCAAAAAGAGGAAAGAGACCCGGUUCAGUCUCUUCAUGCAGGAAGCGGAAAGCAACCCCCAGUGCCGGCGACUGCAACUGAAAGACCUGAUUGUGUCUGAGAUGCAACGACUGACCAAGUACCCCCUACUGCUGGAAAAUGUCCUCAAGCACACGGACUCUGGGACUCAGGAACACGAAAAGCUGUACCGCUGCCGUGAUCGGUGUCGAGAUAUUCUAAAGUAUGUCAACGAGUCGGUCAAGCAGGCAGAGAACGAGCAUCGACUGGCUGAGUAUCAGAAGCGACUGGACGCCAGCCACUUGGAGCGGUCGAAUAAUCCUCUAGCUGCAGAGUUUAAGAACUUAGACCUGACCACAAGGCGAAUGAUACAUGAGGGGCCUCUCACUUGGAGGGUAACAAAAGACAAGACCAUAGACUUGCACGUUCUCCUGCUGGAAGAUCUCCUCGUCUUACUACAGAAGCAGGAUGAGAAGCUGGUGCUCAAAUGCCAUAGCAAGACCACCAUGGUCUCCACCGACACCAAACAAACCUUCAGUCCUGUCAUUAAGCUGAAUUCUGUCCUUGUUCGCUCCGUGGCUACAGAUAAAAGAGCCCUGUUUAUUAUCUGCACUUCAGAUCUAGGACCUCAGAUCUACGAGCUGGUGGCCAUGACAUCCUCCGAGAAAAACACGUGGAAGGAUUUAUUGGAAGAAGCAACCAAGGGCACCAUGAGGAAUCCUCCAAGUGCCACCAAAAGGAAAUCCCAGGACAUCAAUAGACCAACCUCUGCCAGCAUGCUUCUACAGAGAACCCACAUGCCCAAACUCCCUGCAGAAGGAGUUCUACAGCAUAACAGUGAGGAUCUCCAAUCAGGUGACGAGAGCGCUGGAGAAUUCUCAGGCCACCAAAAGCCAGAUGUCGUCGUAGAGGAACCAGAGAGGGAAGAUGAUGAAGAAGAUGAAGCUCGGACACCUACCCUGCUGCCUAUCCCAUCCAAAGAGGAGGAUGCUGGAGGUGGGAUACUGGGGUUAGACUCUUCCAACCGCAUUCCCUACCAUUGGCCUGCAGUGACUGAAGGGCUGGCUGAGUCUGCACUGGAUGAUGUUCACAACCUCCGUCAGCUGAUCCUGAAGAACAUGCUCCACCACGGCCAUUCCGAGUACGACUCUGGCUCUGCCCCCGUGGCUGAGCCUGAAGAAGACCUCACGCCUACGCCUUCCGUCAUCGGCGGACACGGGCACCCAUGGGACACCAUGACAGAUGCAGUAUUAGAAAAUCUAGAUGGAGAUCAGACUACUGAAGAGAAGGAGACCUCAAUUCCUCCUUCGAUUAGCGGCUCUGAGAGCAGCAGGUCUGUUUUGAACUUUCCACAUGGAGAGAGACCAGGUUCCAGAGAUGGGGAAGAGACUGCUUGGAGUUUGGUUGAACGCAACCCACAAGGCAGUUCUGUUCAUCAGAACCAAUCAGAGCAGCUACACAGUGAGGACCAUAGUAACCGAAGCUACAGAGUUGUUAGGAAAGCUGAGGUGGUGGGAAAUUAUGAUGUCAUACCGUUGCCAGACAGCAGCCAAUCACAGAGUGUGUUGCAGGAAGCUGGCGCUGGAGCUAUUGUAGAUGGAAAUUUCUUUUAUGUGACUGCAUCAGCGGUUUCUGCAAAGGAAGAUAACGAAGUCUCAGAAUCCCCAACGAACUCUGACCGAUUAGCGAGCCCUUCCUUCUUGGAAUCUCGAGAGUCAAACCACACGCCGACUUACCAAUCAGGAUUUGCCACUCCACCGUCGAGAAGUACAGAAAGUGAUCCAUUGGAUCUCCUGCCCCCGAAACUUGUCAUUCAGGAUGUAGAUAUUAUCUUCAGGACGAUAGAGCAGCUGACAGCCAAACUGCACAGGCUGAAGGAAGUAGAGUCCGCCCACCAGGAGCUCCUGCGAUCUUUGGGAAGAAGUGCCACAGACGACCAUUUCCAUGAGAGAGAGCACGCGGCAGAGAAGGAUAAGCAAGCGCAGAAGCAUCAGGGGUCCAGUUUGAACAGCGCCUCUCUAUUCUUUGUGAAGAACAGCAGAUCUGUCUCGCUUCAUCGAGAUGGCAAUACAGACCCACAGGAAGAUGCUAUAAAUUUGGCCAUGGGAAUGUAAGAAAGGCAACGAGGCCCUUGCGCUACUGUGGUGCCUUUACAUCUGGUCUGGUUGCUCCCCCAGGAGUGCAGCUCAAACAUCGCACGCAGGCACCGUAUUGGCCUAGAUAUCGCAGUCAAAUUAACACCGCAAAGAUAAACUUUUUUUUUGGGGGUAAAAAAAAAAAAACUGGAAUUAUUUUUGAAGAAAAAAAAAAGAAAAGGCAUGUUAGCUUAAUAAAUUAUAUAUAUAUAUCUAUAUAUAUGUAUAGUUCUAUAACUAUUUAAAGAAAAGGAAAAAAAAUGCAUACCUUAUUGCCCCUCCCCCCGUACACGCAUGCUGUUGCUGUGGACUUGCCCUAAUGAUGAUGGCCGUGACAGAAGCGAGGAAAGUGACGUCUCGUGGACCGUUCCAUUUAUGGGGGAGAUGCCUUGUCUUUCUUUUCUGCAGCCCCUGCACUGUGGGAAGUCUGUCCUGUAGCAAAUGCACUAUUUCCCCUGAAGCCCACGUAUCUGCACCAGGGGGGCUGCCUCUUUUUUUUUUUUUGUAUAAAUAUGUAUGUAUGUGCAUUUAUGUUUUAUUUUGUAAAUAGGUUUUUCUCCCCCUGCCCCCUUUCUUCCAACUUGUAAUAAAAGAGGCUUUUUACCA
Xenopus laevis (African clawed frog) is the source of this 6586-nucleotide messenger RNA. It is a transcript of the gene arhgef11.L, whose product is annotated as Rho guanine nucleotide exchange factor 11 L homeolog. The transcript is spliced from 42 exons. The coding region runs from base 1145 to 5959 and encodes 1604 amino acids. Gene Ontology annotation, cellular component: cytoplasm; membrane. NCBI's taxonomy places the organism in Eukaryota, Metazoa, Chordata, Amphibia, Anura, Pipidae. The record is from RefSeq and is a predicted model, not a curated record. Gene Ontology annotation, molecular function: G protein-coupled receptor binding; guanyl-nucleotide exchange factor activity. Gene Ontology annotation, biological process: intracellular signal transduction; Rho protein signal transduction; G protein-coupled receptor signaling pathway.